Molecule: messenger RNA, 1977 nt
Organism: Capsella rubella
Lineage: Eukaryota; Viridiplantae; Streptophyta; Magnoliopsida; Brassicales; Brassicaceae
Product: inositol transporter 1
Exons: 5
Coding region: 244-1773 (509 amino acids)
Biological process (GO): transmembrane transport
Cellular component (GO): membrane
Molecular function (GO): myo-inositol:proton symporter activity
Source: RefSeq, a predicted model, not a curated record
CGGCUUCGUUUGUGCCGCCACAUUUUACGACGGCGAAUUCUCAAUCCAGUUUUUUUUUGGGUAUUCCGACGGGGAAGUCCGUAAUUGGAAUUUCCUCGGGUAAAUUUUGUUAGGUGUUGUAGAAUUAGGGAAGAAAACAGAUUCUUUCCCUUUCAACCAAUCGGAAUUUAUUGAAAUUCCGGCGAAAUCAGCAGAUUUUAUUGUGGUCAAAGCGGUAGGGAGGGAGAAGAGAUUAAUAAGAAGAUGACAUUGACGAUCCAAACCGCACCUGGGAGCUCCGGGUACUUGGAUAUGUUCCCGGAGAGAAGGAUGUCAUAUUUUGGGAAUUCUUAUAUUCUGGGUUUGACUGUAACUGCUGGAAUCGGUGGCCUUCUCUUUGGUUAUGACACAGGUGUAAUCUCCGGUGCCCUUUUGUACAUUAAGGAUGAUUUCGAAGUUGUUAAGCAGAGCAGUUUCUUACAGGAAACUAUUGUAAGUAUGGCUUUAGUUGGUGCCAUGAUCGGUGCUGCGGCAGGAGGUUGGAUCAAUGACUACUACGGUCGCAAAAAGGCUACUAUGUUUGCUGAUGUUGUCUUUGCUGCUGGAGCAAUCGUUAUGGCUGCUGCUCCUGAUCCGUAUGUUUUGAUUUCCGGUCGUCUCUUGGUUGGUUUGGGAGUUGGUGUUGCUUCUGUGACUGCGCCGGUUUAUAUAGCGGAAGCAUCUCCAUCAGAAGUCAGAGGUGGACUUGUGAGCACCAAUGUAUUGAUGAUCACCGGUGGACAGUUUCUUUCAUACCUAGUUAAUUCUGCUUUCACUCAGGUUCCAGGAACAUGGAGAUGGAUGCUUGGUGUUUCAGGCGUUCCCGCUGUUAUUCAGUUUGUCCUCAUGCUUUUCAUGCCAGAAUCCCCUCGAUGGCUUUUCAUGAAGAAUCGUAAGGAGGAAGCCAUCCAAGUGCUCACUAAGAUGUAUGCCAUCUCUCGGUUAGAAGAUGAGAUUGAUCAUCUUUCAGCGGCUGAAGAGGAAGAAAAACAAAGGAACCGCACCGUUGGUUACUUGGAUGUUUUUAGAUCCAAAGAAUUGAGACUCGCAUUUCUCGCCGGAGCAGGACUUCAGGCUUUCCAACAGUUCACAGGCAUCAAUACUGUAAUGUACUACAGCCCUACAAUAGUCCAAAUGGCUGGAUUUCACUCGAACCAGCUUGCUUUGUUCCUCUCUCUCAUCGUUGCUGCUAUGAACGCUGCUGGAACAGUCGUAGGGAUUUACUUCAUCGAUCAUUGUGGAAGGAAAAAGCUUGCUCUCUCAAGUUUAUUUGGCGUCAUUAUAUCUCUCGUAAUCCUCUCUGUCUCGUUCUUUAAACAAUCUGAUGCAGCAACUGAUGGCGGGCUUUACGGUUGGCUCGCUGUACUUGGUUUAGCUCUAUACAUUGCUUUCUUUGCACCGGGAAUGGGACCGGUACCAUGGACAGUGAACUCAGAGAUAUACCCACAACAAUACCGAGGCAUAUGUGGAGGCAUGUCAGCUACAGUUAACUGGAUCAGCAAUUUGAUUGUGGCACAAACAUUCCUGUCAGUCGCGGAAGCUGCUGGGACAGGAAUGACGUUCUUGAUUUUGGCGGGAAUCGCGGUUCUUGCUGUAAUCUUUGUGAUUGUGUUUGUCCCUGAGACUCAAGGGCUAACGUUUUCGGAAGUUGAACAGAUUUGGAAAGAAAGAGCUUAUGGAAAUGUCAGCGGUUGGGGCAGUAGCAGUGAUAGCAACGACAUGGACGGGUUACUCGAGCAGGAAUCUCAUCCAUAAGGAACUUGGUUCUUGGAUGGGUCAUGACUAUACAUUUGUGAAAUCACAUAGUAGUAAACGGGGAAUUGGUUCCGGUUUAGUUAUGUGAUAUGUAUGUGAUGUUGUUUUUAGGAACUCUGUUUUGUAAAUACAUACAUUUUAGGGUCCACUUUGGUACCCAAUCUUUUUCAAUGUCUUACGAUCUAGAGAUUUAUUGUCUGCAAA